Triticum aestivum (bread wheat) is the source of this 1307-nucleotide messenger RNA. RefSeq lists its product as uncharacterized. Lineage: Eukaryota; Viridiplantae; Streptophyta; Magnoliopsida; Poales; Poaceae. The record is from RefSeq and is a predicted model, not a curated record. Bases 426 to 776 code for a protein of 116 amino acids. The transcript is spliced from 6 exons.
CCUCCCUCCCAGCCGCCGACUACUCCUCCUCUUCCUCCUCCUCCCCUUUCUUUCACGUGACUCCACCAUCGAUCCCCACGCUAGCCCUUCGAUGGAUCUGGGGUUGGGGCGCUCAAGGAUGGAGGUGCUCAUGGUGGAGGGAGCGAAGGACGGCCCGCAGGCGAGCUCGAGAUGGAGGCGGCCCCGUGGGAGAGGCAGUGAGUCCGGAAGCAAGGGCACGGAGGUCAACAACGAGUGCUCGGGAGAGGAGAGGAAGGCGGCACUCCAGGCAGUGGUGUUGGGCAGAGAAAGAUGCUGGCGGCGGAAGGAGCAGCUCGUCUCUUCCCCUCGUCUCACCUCAUGGAUGAAGGCGCCGGUUCCAGGAGCUCCAUGAUUGGAAAACGUCUUCCUUCAGAAUUUUGCCAAGGUUAUCACACCCCGCAGUCAUGACGUCGCGCGGAGCGACGCAGAGACUGGAACGGAAGUCAUGGAAGACGUCGGCCAGCAAUCAGAUGGCAUCAGUUAAACAAGAGGAGGCAAACACAACCAGUGAUAUCAGCGGUAGCCAAAUUACCCAUGACGAACUGUGUCGGAAGCACAACAAGCCAUUCGAGUAUAUUCAUUGCCCACACGAAGCAAGCUCAACCCGAAAGUUCAAAGGCAAGAAAAUCCAUCUAAAGCCUGGAAAGUACAUUCUCUGUGGUGAGCCUGGCAUCGACCACUUAGAUGAGUUUAGUCGCCACAUUGUGUGGGGCAACACAGUUAAGCUCUACAAUCAUAAUGUUCUUAGACUGUGAAAGAUCAUCCACAACAUCACCACGCCUGAUCGCUACUAUGUGUGCCACAUGACAGAAACAUCUGCAACAGAUAGCAAAAGAAUGUACUUUACGGUUCCCUUUUCUAUGGGUUCCCUUUUCUAUGGGUUCCCUUUUCCCACACAUGGAUGGUGAUCAGGGUGAACUGCCAAGCACUAUUGGAGAUGGAACUAUUGCUGUCACAUCCCGCUUUAUCAAGGGUGUUGACAAAAGGGCCACCAUCACUAGAGGCUGGAGCGACUUCUUCCAUCGGGCACACAUGAACAAAGGGCAAGCAUAUGCUUUUGCCUUCAAAUGCACUUCCAAGGGACUGCGCCUGAUCGUAUACUCAAUAUAAGCAAGUUGCAAGAGCCCCUUGUUAUAUUACUUAGCAUUAGUAUAGAUGCCUACCAAGACUUCUAUGUUUAUCAUCCUUUUGGAUCUUAUGUAAUCACCUAAGACAAUCAUGUGUGUUUAACUAUCGGUUAUUUGUUGCUUAGACUGUUGUGUGGUAUGCUUUUCAAACAACCAUGA